CGGAAAUAACAUCUUGUGUUUUCAUGAGAUGAAUAGGCCUGGAGGACCACAGACGUUCACCUACAUUAUCAAGAGCGUACCAAAAGCUCUUCAUCGUCCUUUGAGAUGCACCAGAAAGGAUUAAAAAUCAUAUAAAUGGGUAUCUUGGCUAUUCUUGCUAUCAGAUCUGCCUUCGUCAUUACGUUUUCUGUCCGCAUAACUUUUCUGCACCUUCCCAACCUCUUCUCUUGUCCGCUCGUACUGUAUGCGGGGGUCCUUCCGCACACCAUUAGGAACUACCUCUCACGCGCCGACUUGCUCAUUCCACCCAAGCCAGCUGCCCCUCAUACCUCUCAGUCGCCAGCCACUGCAACUUCGUUGCCAAACCCGCUGGCAACGGUCGAUCAGCCCUCGGCUUUGGCACUGCAUCCUUUGCAUCCCCAAAGUAAUCCGCUGCCGGCACAAGCUCCCACCACACAAAGUCCAUCCGCUACCGCAUUGUCGUUCCACCGGGAAGAGAGUUGAGCAAAUAGAUGACCGCUACGGGAAGUUCCUCGAACGUGGAUGGCACGAAUGAGACGCGGGUAAUGUUCCACGGAGAGGAAGUGCGGAUCAAGACGCUUUCGAUGGUUCCGGCCUGCAUGCUGUAGUCGGCCCAUGGCGUGGGGUCUUCGAUGUAGGCGUCGAGGGAGAAAGAAGAUGAAAUUAGAAG
Molecule: messenger RNA, 691 nt
Organism: Mytilinidion resinicola
Lineage: Eukaryota; Fungi; Ascomycota; Dothideomycetes; Mytilinidiales; Mytilinidiaceae
Exons: 1
Coding region: 136-504 (122 amino acids)
Source: RefSeq, a predicted model, not a curated record